Messenger RNA from Rosa chinensis, 1225 nucleotides. RefSeq names its product 60S ribosomal protein L18a-like protein. The annotation marks the transcript as partial. NCBI's taxonomy places the organism in Eukaryota, Viridiplantae, Streptophyta, Magnoliopsida, Rosales, Rosaceae. The transcript has 3 exons. The record is from RefSeq and is a predicted model, not a curated record.
AGUGCUAGGCCUAAUCUUUAUGACGCGAAUUCCAAGACCCGAGGACUUGCCGCCGACCACCAGAGCCAGCAGUACUACGACACCUUCCAAGGCGUCGCCAACUACCCCCCUCCGCAGCCACCGUCCGAGCCGGUAGUUGGUUUCCCUACGCCAGUCCCUCCUCUCGGCUCCUCCUGCCGGCCUCCUCUACCUCCCCAACGCCACCAUCACCACCACCACCAGGGAUACCAAACUGUCACCGGUUAUGUUGUUGUUGAGGGAAGGCCUGUGAGGGAACGAAGGCUUCCGUGCUGUGGUCUUGGAAGCGGCUGGUUAUUGUUUAUAAUGGGGUUCUUUCUUGGUGGCAUCCCCUGGUAUAUUGGAACUUUUAUUUUACUUUGUGUGAGGGUGGACUACAGAGAAAAACCUGGAUAUGUUGCAUGCACAUUAGCAGUAAGUUUUCCUUCAUUUCAUUUUACGUGCUAACUGCUAAGUAAUGUUUUCUAAUCAAAUAUAUCCCUGUAUAUUUAUAACUGUGAUUAUUUUGUAAUGAUGGAUUUCCAGAAGCAGUUUUCUUUGUUGUUUGCGUUUCCUCAUAAGUACAGUUCCAUGUUCAUGAAUUGGCAAAUAGCUUCGAUCUUCACGUUCUUGAAUUUUGCCACCAAGGUUACAGAGUGGCUGUAUGCGUAUCUAGUUUUUGUUGAUAUUCUAUUCAAACUCAGGAUAAGCUUAAUGAUAUAAGGGAAUUUUGCAUAUAUUAUAGAAACUGGCAUUUUGGAUUAGAACAUAGUGUUGAUUAUGAUUGUUUGGAAAGUUUGUGUUCCAGUCAAGUUUGUUGUAGCGUGCAAUUUGCCUGAACUUCUGGUAGUCCUUUAAAAUUUGUGUGCUUGCAAUAUAUAUUGCAGCUGUAUCUGUUCUGCCUGUUUGAAGCUACAUACCAUUUUAGGGAUUUGUUUAAUUAGUUCAUGGCACCAUAUUCAUAUAAUAGGACUGUUUAAACCUAUCACGCAAUGUGCACAUCUUGCUACUUAUGAGCCUUGUUAGUCGUAAGGGUAAUUCUAGGUGCAUGUCUGAGGUUUCCUGUUCUCCUCAUGUCUGUUUGUGAAAGUAGAAAAUGCGGUUGGAGGCAUGCAGCCCGUUUUUCUUUAGCUUAUCCUGUAUUCAUCCCUUAUCCAGUACUUAAUGUUUUCGUUUGUGAAAGUUGAGUGUAUUCGUCUUUCUUGGUUUCUCUAAAGUGAGGUUUUUA